Messenger RNA from Dacryopinax primogenitus, 468 nucleotides. RefSeq lists its product as uncharacterized. Lineage: Eukaryota; Fungi; Basidiomycota; Dacrymycetes; Dacrymycetales; Dacrymycetaceae. The coding region runs from base 1 to 468 and encodes 155 amino acids. The transcript is spliced from 2 exons. The record is from RefSeq and is a predicted model, not a curated record.
AUGCAUAAUACAAGCAUACUGCAAGCCAAUAAGAAUAAGAUUCUGCCUCUGGGGUGGCCUGAGCACAUUCUGUACCACCUGGAUCGAUUUGGAGUGAGAAGCUACAAGGUUCUUAUCCUGAAAGUGGAGUUUGGUGAGGCAGAGAAGCUUUACAUGCCAACUGAUCACCCUGUUUUCCAGCUCAUGCCCCAAGACUUUGACAUUCAAAUAAUGAUUGUUUAUGAGGAGAUUGGGCAGCUGAGAGUAACCACGCAGUCAUUUUGGCAGAUCUAUCUCCAAUUGCAAGAUGCCCUUGCUGGCAGCAAAGACCUUCGUGAAAGUCUAGCAAGCCAAGAAGAGUGGGAAAUCAGAAUUUGCCAUGAGCACAUGGACCUGGAGAACUCUGUGAGGGAGAGUGAUGAGGAUGGCAAUGGGGAAGAGGAAGAGGAAGAGGAUGUCAAUGUUAUGCAAGAAGUGGAGGACUUGUAG